Chiloscyllium plagiosum (whitespotted bambooshark) is the source of this 1523-nucleotide messenger RNA. RefSeq names its product adenine nucleotide translocase lysine methyltransferase (gene antkmt). Gene Ontology annotation, biological process: positive regulation of proton-transporting ATP synthase activity, rotational mechanism; regulation of mitochondrial ATP synthesis coupled proton transport; peptidyl-lysine trimethylation. The record is from RefSeq and is a predicted model, not a curated record. Gene Ontology annotation, molecular function: protein-lysine N-methyltransferase activity. Lineage: Eukaryota; Metazoa; Chordata; Chondrichthyes; Orectolobiformes; Hemiscylliidae. Gene Ontology annotation, cellular component: mitochondrion.
UUUUUCCCGUUCCGUCGAGGUAAUCUGUCCGUUCCGGUGCCGUGAGGUUGGGGGAAAGAGGCUCCCAGGACAAGAUGGAGGAAGAAACGGCGUGAGGUUCCAACUGGGCCUGGAGAAGGAAUGGACCAGGAUGACAGUGAAGGGGAAGCUGAGCUCAGGAAGCAGUCGGUUGGCGGUUGGGGUUUACUUCAGAUUGCUGGAUGCACAGGAUUAACUGCAUAUGUAGUAUGGGCAGGAAUACUGAUGCCGGGUUUCAGGAGGGUCCCUCUAAGAUUACAGGUACCCUACAUACCUGCAAGCCACAAACAGGUGCAAAAUGUGAUGACUUUACUGGAAGGCCGGUCUGGCAAAGUGGUGGACUUGGGAUCAGGUGACGGCCGAAUUGUUUUAGAAGCCAGUAGACAUGGCUUUCAUCCAGCAGUUGGCUAUGAAUUAAAUCCAUGGCUCAUCAGGCUGUCAAAGUUCUACGCUUGGAGAGCUGGCUGUUACGGCCAGGUUUCUUAUGUGAGACAAGAUUUAUGGAAGGUUGAUUUGUCAGACUGCUCGAAUGUCACAGUUUUCCUAGCUCCUAGUGUGCUUUCGUUACUAGAAGUCAAGUUGUUAUCUGAACUUCCAGAAGAUGCCUGGAUUGUUGCUGGUCGAUUCCCUUUCCCAAAUUGGAAACCUUGCUGCACUGUUGGGGAUGGAGUGGACAGAACUUGGCGUUAUAGUGUCAAGCAACUACGACAAGAACGUGUUUCCCAGAUCACACAUGAAGGAACAGCAGUGUAACAUCCGCUGACAAGCCAAUAGUUGCAAAAAAGCAACUUUCAAGAGGAGACUGUUAAAUAAUUUUUUAUUUUAAGCUGCAAGCCGCACAUUGGAUUUUUAAAAAAACUUACAAGAGGUCUUUAUUUCAAAGCCAGAGGAUCCUCUGUAAUAAAUUACAUGAUAAUCUUGGAUUCUUUUUCAAUCCAAUGUUGCAACUUGACAAUGUACAUCUUUUAAGAAUGGAAAGUUGUUGCCUUGCUAAUUAGAGAAGGGUAAGCAAUCUGGUCUUGCUUAAAAGAGGAAUUUCCUUCCUUGAUACAACACAGGAAAUUUUAGAGUGAGGUUUUCUGACAGAUCAAACUUUCAAAGAUGCUGCCACUUGUCAUAAUGUGUGACUACUAUGCUAAGCAGUGGGGUGCAAGGCUGUCCCUUGCCAUAACUUCCAACAUAAAUGAAAUUCUACAGUUAGUUUGAGAGAAGCAGAGAGCCAAUGUCUUCGUGCUGGCAUCCAUUUAGAGCAUAACUUUAUGGAGCUUAUGACAUGUGUCUGGCUCUCUUCCUGAUUGUGAAUGGUGAUUGUUUUGAGCCCCUUUGAGACUAUUAUCCUUUAAAAAUGUGAAUCUUUCACUGACCAAUGCAAUUAAUUCCACAAAAUUAUGUAACAUUUUAAACUUCUUACUGCAACAAGCAAAUUAAACUCAACAUUGACUAAACAUGAUUUAGUAGUCAUCUAGAGUACAAAACAGAUUUCCCCAUUAGGUUCCUAAUACAAU